Jatropha curcas is the source of this 2991-nucleotide messenger RNA. The record is from RefSeq and is a predicted model, not a curated record. NCBI's taxonomy places the organism in Eukaryota, Viridiplantae, Streptophyta, Magnoliopsida, Malpighiales, Euphorbiaceae.
AUAAUUUUUUGUCUGUGUCCUUCUUGUUCGUUAGAAAAUUUAUGUUUUAAUUCUCCACUUGAGACUAGGAUGGACAUAAAUUUGUUCUCCUUGUUCAUUGUGUUUUCUUGAAUAGGGUUUCUCAAUGUGAGAUCCAAUUUGGUGACAGGACUUGCAAUGUUAAUAUGUUUGUAGAGGAACAUGACUAUUGGUAUCUCUUUACUCAUAUUGAAGAAAAGCAUCUUUACUCGUUCAAAGCUUAAUACUCUGGUAGUGUCAGGAGUUUCAGGAGUUUCUUGAUGAGCUAAUGACACUUACUUCUUGGUCUUAUUGUAUGUAUGGAUAUUUUUUUUUCCUGAUGCUGAAAUGUUUAUAAGCUUUUACAGCUACUAUGAUUCGAACAGCAUAAAACUCAGGAAUAUUCCUUUUCUGGAGACUUAGGAAAUUUAUAAUUAUGGUCUAGUUUACAUACAUGAUUCGUAUGAGACUUUUUAAAGCCUCUUUUAGUCAUACCUGAGGUUUGCAUUAUGUUUGUUAAACUAAAUUAGCUAAUUUUUCAUUGUUGUACAAUUUUAGAAAUUAGGAACAUUUUGGUAGCAUCUUAAUUUUCUUGAAUUGAUUGCACCAGACGUUUAAGACAUGUUUUGAAUGUUCAUUUUUAUUUUUGCUAUUGAUUUUAGUCUCUUUAGUGGUGGAAAGCAUUAAUGCCCUCUUAUUUUUCUGUCUAAUCAAAAUUACUUUUAGGAGUAAAUUUCUUCAUGGGCUUUUGAGUCCAUAACUGCCAAUGCAUGUACUGCAUUUCUGAUUAAUAAUUUAGAUAGAAUUUUUCCAGAGAUAUGUUUCUUUGGGAUAUUUUAAUGCUAUAUGUCAAUAGGAACUUGAGUGUAGAUGCUUACGAACCACUAUUUAUCAAAGCAAGCUACAGGUUUAAUUGUCUAAAUCACACUAUUAUGAAAACUAAAUCUGCACUUCAACAGCUCCCAAACGUUUGAGUCUAAUCUUCUUUUGAAAUCUAUUCAAAUUCCUUUACCUACUUGUCAUUGUAAGGCAUAGAUUUUCUUACUUUUAAAUAUUCUAAGGAACUUUCCUUAUUAGUUCCUACCCUUUGAAGAUUUUGAACAAGCUAACUUUCAUUUGGUUACUGUUGAUCAGGAAAAUCUAAAUGGUCUCUCCUUCUCAUCUUGGUUUCUAAUACUUGGUCCCAAAUGGUAAUAAAUAUAAGUAAUAAAAGCUCCUUUUUCUUCCUAAAUUUCGUCCCAUUUCCUCUGAUUCUCACUCCUAGUAACCAAAAAAGCAUAAAUAAUGGGUUUGUUGAAGAAGUAACAGACCCAACUCACACAUAUCAGAAUAAGAACACUGAUGAACGGAGAAAAAUAAAAAAAGAAAUUCCAUGUGGUUCUGUAAUUUGCCUACUUAUGGGUAGCCAUGUGAAAUUUUUUGUCGUGAAGGAAAAGCUUACAAGCCCCUAUAUAUGUAGAGAGAACGAGGUUUUGCAUUUUAAAUUAGUAGCAGGAGAAUGUGUCAAGCUGUUAACGCUGUACUGUAGUCAUUGCGUUGCCCCCAGCUUAUUUAUUGAUGGGCUAAAAAAAAUGCUGGAUAGUCACUGAGGUGUUUCAAAAAGAGGGGCGUAGAGCUUUUAGUGUAAGAUUUCUUCUUUGAAUUUGAGCCACAAUCUUCAAUAAGCUCACCAAAUUUGUCCUACAAUACAUUGAUACUUUGAUUUGAUCAUUUAGUAUAGCUUUAGUAAAUUCCUGGUUUGCUUUGAAAAGGGACUGAAAAUGGAAUAGAUGUCUCAUUUCCAACAUUCUCAUUCUAAGUUUAUUGUUAAAAUAAUUAAGUAUGAAUUAAUGUAGUUUAAAACUAUACUUGAAAGUAAAUCAUUUUAUGUAAAUUUGGAUACAAAAACCCACAAAACUGGAUUCCUUCUAGACUCUUGGAAUUGCAUUCUAACGUAAAAAGGAAACUGAUUGUUUAACACUAUGGUGCUGACUUAACCUUAUCUUUUUUUGGUUCCUUGGUUAAAUGGAAUGAAGGUUGGAAAUUUUAAGAAAUUAUUGGUAUUUUGGAGCUUUUCUAUAUCAAAAAGAGGAGUACAGAAAUGAUUUAGAAGGGGACAAUUUGCAGCCUACUAUAGUUACUUAAUGACUGUAAUGAUCAUUAAAUUUGCACCAUUUUCCUUUCGGUUAUUAACUUCCCAAGGGACUCAAAUGGGAGCAUUCGCUUUGUAAAACCUGCACUCAUCUUAUCCUCUCUUGAAUAAGAAUGGAAAAGCCUUCCAUUGCUGAAGAACAGAAGGACAAAUUCAUUACACAUUGGCAAUCCUUUUGAGAUUCUGGCUUAUAUUCAAGGAAGGUGCUUUGUGCUAAAGGCUUCAAUAAAAGAAGGGUGAUCUUGGGAGGAAGGCAAAUGCACUUCAUAUGGCGUCAGCUAAUGGGCAUCUUGAUGUCGUGGAGUAUCUUAUCAACCAGGGGGUGGAUCUCAAUGCUUGUAACGAGGAGAAGAAUACACCUCUUCACUGGGCUUGUCUCAAUGGUCGUAUCGAGGUGGUUAAGAAAUUGAUCCUUUCUGGAGCAAAUUUAAGCAUUCUGAACUGUCACGAGCACACUCCUGUAGAUGAAGCUGUUAUCCAAGGAAAAAGAGAUGUUCUUGAUGCAAUUAAUGAAGCUGUGGCACAGCUGGAACUUGCUGGCGCUCAAGUUUCCUAAUGCAGCAACUUCCUGAUAUAAAGCAUGAGCUGAUAUUUUACAGCUAUUUAUGUUUUGUUCGGUUGGAAGAAUUUUCUCAAAUGAAGCAUCUUGAAUUGUGCUUGCCACUCACUCAGAUAUGCAAAUGGAGGAAUAAAGGGGACUGAUUAUUAAUCUUCAUUAUCUCCAUAAUCACAUGCAGGCUUUCGUGUUUAUAAAUUGUGGGUUUCUAAUUUUAUAGUAAAGGUGCAAUGCUUAUUACUCCUUGUAGUAUGAUUAGAAAUUUUGAUCGAGAAAGUAAUAUAUAGAGAGAAUUUUUAUUUUUAAA